Molecule: messenger RNA, 1362 nt
Organism: Fusarium keratoplasticum
Lineage: Eukaryota; Fungi; Ascomycota; Sordariomycetes; Hypocreales; Nectriaceae
Exons: 3
Coding region: 1-1362 (453 amino acids)
Biological process (GO): cell surface receptor signaling pathway; adenylate cyclase-activating G protein-coupled receptor signaling pathway
Cellular component (GO): plasma membrane
Molecular function (GO): G protein-coupled receptor activity
Source: RefSeq, a predicted model, not a curated record
AUGUCGUCGUCAGAGAUCCUCACACCGUCGCAACUCAAUUCGAUAAGCAUCAUCGAACGAGUAUGCUCGGUGUUUUCGCUGCUAGGCUCCCUCUUCGUCAUUGGCACGUUUGUGUCAUCCAAGGCGUUUCAUAAACCCAUCAACCGUCUCGUCUUUUACGCCUCGUUUGGAAACAUGAUGACCAAUGUUGGAACAUUAAUGUCGAGGCAAUACCUGGGUUCCCCUCACUCCGUGGGCUGCCAGUUCCAAGCCUUCUUGAUCCAGAUGUUCAUGCCCGCAGACGCAUUCUGGACUCUUUCCAUGGCUAUCAAUGUGUACCUGACGUUUUACUUCAAGUUUGACGCUCGAAGACUACGCAAGAUGGAAAUCCCCUACCUCGUCGGCUGCUAUGGAAUCCCGUUCAUUCCUGCCUUUGUUUACAUCUUCAUCAAGAACCGGGAGGGCGAGCGAAUGUACGGUGAUGCAACCCUGUGGUGCUGGGUGAGUCCUGAGUGGGAUAUCUGGCGCAUCAUUACCUUCUACGGUCCUAUCUGGGUCGUCAUUGCCAUUACUUUCUUCAUCUAUAUCCGCGCUGGUCACACCAUCUAUCGCAAGCGAAGGGACCUCGACAACUUCAGCUCGACUGAUCAGGAUCUCACCUCCCUUGGAGAUGCCCUCGCUACUAUUAAGACUACUGAGGUUUCGGUGACGACCGAGGUGAUGGCCCCAAAUGCAAUCCACCUUCAGCCCAUGGGCCGCCGAGCUCCGGACGUCAACAGCCCGCAGGACACAAACGGAGCCUACUCGGUCACUAUCUCGGCAGAUACUAGCUCCGGGGAUAUUGCCGAUGUAGUACUCCCGAUCCAGCAGCAGCAGACGCGGACCAGCAUGCAGGUGCCCCCCGUUCAGCGCAACCCAGCUCGACGACGAAAUCGCGAGCUCAACAACGCAGCAUGGCAAUACACCAAGUGUGCCCUCCUCUUCUUCACGGCCAUCCUUAUCACCUGGAUCCCGUCGAGCGCCAACCGUGUGUAUGCUGUGUUCCACACCAAGCACUCGUCAGUGCCGCUCGAGUUCAUGAGCGCUUUUGUGCUUCCACUACAGGGCUUUUGGAACGCGCUCAUCUACAUGGUCACAUCGUGGGGUGCAUGCAAGAGCCUGCUGAGCGACCUACGCAUGGGUCGACGACCAGACGUGACCGAGUUGGUGGGUGGCAUGGCGCCUGAGAUCGGCGUGCACCAUCAUCACCACCACCGACAUAAUCUUAGCCAGUUCCGGGCCAACACACGCUCAAAUAAGUACGAGACGGAAAGUAUGACGGAACUGGCCAACGAGAGCAGGCCAAACUCGGACGACGGACGGCGAGAUAACAUACACGUAUGA